AUGCCCUCGCUGUGCUCGGCACUCUCCGAGUGCUGCACGCAACAGGACAGCGCCAGCCUGCUGAGUCAGCGACGCUCUCGCUCCCCUCCCUUCCACCUUGUCCUGCCUUCCUUCCCCCUGAUUUCUGCCAUCCCCGCCCUCAAUGCCUCCGACCUGCAGCGCCUGCUGGAGCGCCAGGUCGGCACGCGGCAGGAGUUUGAUUCCAAGCACAUGUACACUGAGGAGCGGCUGGACCGCCUGGAGGCGCUCUUCAAAGAGCACGACGCGCGCCUCGGCCACGUCUGCGAUGCCAUCAUCAGGAUCAGCCCCGACACCCAGGGCGUCUUUGGGGCCGGGGCCGCCGCGGCCACGCUGCCGCGCACGGCGGUUCCCGAGUCAUGGGAGGACGAGGACAAGGUGGUCGGGGACGAGUUCGCGGCCCUGAGCACUGGCCUGGAGCGCGUGGAGAGCCUGGUGCAGGACGUGUCGCGGGCGGCGUCGCGCGCGUCGACGCGCGGCCAGUCCCUGACUGGCGUGUGA
Messenger RNA from Monoraphidium neglectum, 519 nucleotides. RefSeq lists its product as hypothetical. NCBI's taxonomy places the organism in Eukaryota, Viridiplantae, Chlorophyta, Chlorophyceae, Sphaeropleales, Selenastraceae. The coding region runs from base 1 to 519 and encodes 172 amino acids. The transcript has a single exon. The record is from RefSeq and is a predicted model, not a curated record.